This is a messenger RNA of Rotaria sordida, 492 nucleotides long. The record is from the annotation of a GenBank genome assembly. Lineage: Eukaryota; Metazoa; Rotifera; Eurotatoria; Philodinida; Philodinidae.
AUGCGUUGUAUAAUCGUCGUCUACUUGAUAUUUGUUGGCGCCAUUCAAGUAAAUGGUCAAGAUCUUAGUGGUAUAGCAUCAACUGUUUUUAACGAUCUUCUUAGUUCGGUUGUAUCACAAUGGGGUAAUAUGUCAUCAACGGAUUUAGCUUCAUUCAUCGAUAAACUUACUCAACCAGGGGGUUUAAAUCAUAUAUGGAAUGCACUUGAUUCUCAUUGUAAUUCACAUUUUGAUUGUGGUCCAGAUGCAUGUUGUCUUAAACCAACUCAUCUUGGAAAACGUGGUUUUACGGAUGGAAUCCAUUUACAUAUGUCAAGCUAUUGUUCACCUUUAAAAAAACUGAGCCAAACAUGUUCACUUUAUCAUAGUGGUGAAACAACAUCCACAUUUAGUUGUCCAUGUGCAAAAGGACUCCUAUGUAUUCCUGCUAGUACAUUUCAAAUUCAUCCAUUGAUUAGUAUUCAUAAAGAGCCUAUUUGCAAAGUUGCUUAA